Molecule: messenger RNA, 7242 nt
Organism: Chlamydomonas reinhardtii
Lineage: Eukaryota; Viridiplantae; Chlorophyta; Chlorophyceae; Chlamydomonadales; Chlamydomonadaceae
Exons: 15
Coding region: 167-4588 (1473 amino acids)
Molecular function (GO): double-stranded telomeric DNA binding
Source: RefSeq, a predicted model, not a curated record
GUUCAAUACAUUAGACGAAGCCUUUCUCCUCUUGCUUAGCGUUCAAUCAACAACACAUGCUUUUACAAGGGAGCGCCCGCUGGGCGAGAGCCGAUUGUCGUGUACCAUUCUAGCAGGUUUUACAGCAAAUGUCAAGGAUCACUGAUGCUCAGGGGGCGAGAGCGGUAUGGUAAAGCCAGGGGCCGGGGCAACCCGCGGCUAUCGCGUGUGGGACGCUGCAGCGGAGGACGCCCUGAAAGCCGGAGUCCGUAAACAUGGCCUUGGAGCGUGGGAGCACAUCCGCAAGGACCCCCAGUUCGCGAUUCUCAGCGACCGGACCGGCGUGCAGCUGAAGGACAAAUGGAGAAACCUUGUCAAAUUCAGGCACAUAGAUCCGGACGAGCAGCGGACCUACAAGCCCAAGACCCAGGGGCCCUGGUCCAAAAAGUAUAAGCGAGACCGGUCGCUCGGUGCCUCGGGCACUGCCUCACCGGCAAGCGGCGAUGGCGGGGGCGUCUCUGAGGAUGAGGACGGCAUGCAACUCGCGCUGCCGGGCCUCACACACCAGGCGAGCGGCGCCCUGCCGGACGGGGCGGCGCUGGUGCUGACGGCAGCGGCUGGGGUGUUGGAGGAGCAGCAGGAGCAGCAACAGCAGCAGCAACAACAACAACAACAACAACAGCGCCAGUCGGCGCGCACCAACGCCCAGAAGCGGAAAGCCAUCACGGACCUGGCGCUGUUGCUUGAGGGACCCGACGGCGCCGAUAACGGCGAGGGCGGCGAGGCGGGCGGAGCCGGCAGCGGCGACGAUGGCGACGGCGGCGACAGCCGCGGCCGGCCGCGCAUGCUACUUGGCGGCGGCGGCAGCCGCGUUUUGUCAGCCCGGCAGAAGAAGCUGCAAGAGGACCGGCGAUUUGGCAUCUACGACCGCCGGCGCUACGGCUUUGCGGAGGACGGCACACGGCUGGAGGGCAGCGCGGGAGACGACUUGAGCGACCUGGAGGAUGGCGGGUUGGACGGGGCGCCGGCAGGAGCAGCCGGCGUGCCGGGUUUUGGAGGACGCGGCGGAGGCGUCAGCUCGCGGCCGCGACGGCGAGCAGCCGGUGCGACGUCGCGGCGCGCGCGGCGGGGGUCAGACGACGAAGAGGAGGAAGUGGACCCGGAGGAUGACGAGGAGCUCGAGGGGGAGGGCAGCGAGGAGGGCGGCGGCGGCGGCGCGGGGGAGCAGUACACCAUCGCGUGCCCCUGCGGCGUGACACACGACGACGGCGAGAUGAUGAUAGAGUGCGAGUCCUGCGCUGCCUGGGCGCACGUCAGCUGCCUCAAGCGCCAAAUGGAGACCGAGCCGGAACGCUACACGUACGAUUUCGACACGUACGUGUGCAUCAACUGCACCAGCUCGCAGCCGCUGCAGGGGCCGGGGCAGGGCCGCGGCGCGGCGACCACGGCGCGAGGGAGAACGCGGCGAGGCGGCGCGGGGGCGGAGGCACGCAACGGAACGGCGGCGGCGGCGGCGGUGGCGGCGGGCGAGGCCAGCGGCGAGCAGGACACGGCGAGCGAGGACAGUCAGCGAAAGGCCUCGGAGCUCUCUAACAUCCUUCUGGGGCUGGCGAACGGCCGCAUGGGCAGCAGCUCUGGCGGCGGCGGCGGCGCGGGACCCGGCGGCAGCCGCCGCGCAGGCGCGCCCUCCAAACUGGGCCCGUUCGGUCGGAACAGCAUGGGUAGCAGUGGCGGCGGCGGCGGUGGCGGUGGUGGCGGCAGUAACGCCGCCGCCGCUGCGGCAGGGCAGAUGCCGUCGCCUUCCGGUAACGUGGCCGGGCGCGGCGGCGGCGGCGGCAUUGCCCACGGGAACGGUUUGGGGCGCGCGGCGUCACUGGGGCGCACCAGCAGCACCGGGUUGCGUGACGGCGCGGGUGGCGGCAGGGGCGGCGGCGGCGCUGGCGGCGGCGGCGGCUUGGGGGUCAUGGAUGCGGGCGGCAAGCGGCCGCUUGUGACGGUGUCGGUGUCGGCUGUGCCGGGCCCCGCCAGCAGCAGCGGCAGCCGGGGGCGCCUGGAUGGCGCCGCCUCUCCGCCGCCACUGGUGGACGGCAUCCCGCUCUUCCAGGCGCCCGGCUCCAGCCUGGGCGGCGCACAGCAGCUGGGCGGGCUAGGCGGCGGCAGCGGUGGCGGCGUGCCCGGCGUGGGGCCGGGGGGCACCAAGAUCUUCAAGCCCAUUCCCAAGCUGGCGACCGCCGUAUCGACCUCGCCGGGGCCCGGGCAGCAGGCGCCGCACAUGCUGGUGGCGGGGGGCGGCGGCGCGGGGUCGGGCCUGGGAGCGGGGCCGGGAGGGCAGCCGGCGCAGCUGUCGGCACCCAAGGCCCGGCCGCACCCGGCGCUGCACCACAGCACCAGCGCCCAGAACAUGCAGCGCAUGUUGGAGGCCGCCAACCCGCUGGGAGGAGCCGGCGGCGGCGGGAUGGGGGGCGGGAUCGGGGGAGGGCUGGUGGGCGGCAUUGGGGGGCUAGGGGGCCUGGGAGGACUUGGGUUGGGCGCCGGCGGCGUGCCUCAGCGUGGCGUGCCGUUGGCUUCCGUGCUGGACGCUGCCGGGCCGCUGUCGGUCGCCGCAGCCAACCUGUGCGCCGCGUCGGGGCGCAGCAAGGCGGCGGCGGCAGCCGCCGCCGCCGCCGCCGCGGCUGGCGGCGCCGCCAGCGCCGGCGGCGGCGGUCCCGCCGCCUCUGACGGCGUCGCCAGCACCGGCGACGCGGCGGGCGGCGGCGGGGGUCUGCCGCCGCGGCCGCCAUCGCGGCCGCCGUCGUCCAUGGCUCGUGAGGUGGCGAACCGGAUCUUUGGCGAGAGCGACGACGACGACCCUGGGGCGGCGGCGCUGCUGCGGCCGCUGUCCGCACUGCGUGGCACUGUGGGCGGCUGUGACCCCUGGUUCCUCAUGCCGCCUAGCCUCAGCCGUGCUGCCACGCCCUCCGCCUUCAUCGACACCCUGCUCCGAGCCACGCCCGACAUCAUGCCGCUAUCCGCCGCCGCCGCCGCGGCCGCCGCCGCCGGCAGCUCACCGCCGCCGCACCUGGCGGCGGCGCUGGCGGCGGCCCGCUCCGGAUCCCCCGGUGCCGCCUACCUCCCAGCCCUCCUGGCACAGCAGCAGCAACACCACCUCGCCAUGGCGCAAUUCCUGCAACAGACGGCGGCACCGAGCCCCGCGCCCGGCGCCGGUGGCACGCCAGGCGCUGGCGGCCUGGCCGGUGUUUUGCUUCCGCCGCCGCCGCUGGUGCGGCCGAGCCCGCUGGGGCCGCCGCCGCCGCCGCCGCCGUUCUCGGCGGCGCCGGCGCUGGCGAUGCCCGGCGGCAUCGCCGGCGUGCCGCUGGGCUGGCCGCCGGGCGCGCCGCCGCCGCCGCCGCCACCGCCGCCGCUGCAUGCCAGCAACAGCGGCACCAACAUGCCCGAGGCUGUUCAGCUCCACCCCGUGCUGCGCAGUCUGCUGCUGUCCACGGCACAGCAGCAGGCGGCGGCGGUGCAGCAGCAGCAGCAGCAGGCGGCAGCGGCGGCAGCCACACACCCGCAGGGCCAAGGGCCGCCCGGGCAGCCGCCAGCGGGACCCGGGCAGCCGUCCGCGCCGGUGCCCACGCCGCCGGCGCAGCCAGGGCUGGCAGCUGGGAUGCCGGAUGGCGCCGCCGCCGCCGCCGCCGCCAGUGCUCCAGUUGGGGCAGCGGUGCCGCCAGCGGCUGGGACGCGGGACGCGCCGGGAUCCGGGGAAGCAGCAGCGAUGGCGGCUGCUGCGACGGCGGCCGUGGCGGCGGGUGGAAAGCUUGGCGGCAUGGAGGUGGCACCUCAGGCGGGGCCGGGCCCAGCCGUCAAGCAAGACCCCGAUGCGGCCGUGGCGGCUGCGCAGUCGCAGCUGCCGCCGCCGCUUGCGACGGAUCCUGCCGCAGCCGCCACAGCCGGCCUGCUUGCGAUGCCGCCGCCACUGCGCCAACCGGCAUCCGGCACGCCGCCGCUGCCGCAGGCGGGCAGCGUCACCAGCGCGCCAGCCGACGCGGCCGCAGCUGCAGCAGCCGGCCAGUCGUCUGUGGCGGCGGCGCCGCCAGCGAUACCGGGUCUGACGUCGAUCACCGCUGCGCAGUUGCCCAUCGGCCCAACGGCCAACAGCCUGGCGCAUCUCGCCGCGGCCGUUGGGCUACCGCCAGGGGCCGUUGGGCUACCGGGGCUCUUCAGCGGCGGCGGCGCGGCCGCGGACCCGCUCGCCGCGGCUGCGGCCGGCAACGGUGCCGCUGGCGCCGGCGCCGGUACCAACCCGCAGGCUGCAGCGGCGGCGGCGCAGGCGGCGGCGGCGGCGCAGGCGGCGAACAACCAGGUGGCUGCGUUGUUGGGUCUGGGCGCUGGGGUGCACCUGCAGCCGGUGCUGGACCACCUGCGGUCCUCCAGCCCCGACCCGUGGGGCAUAUUCCGAACCUCCACGCCCGGGCCCGAGGCACUGCUGCAGAGCUUCCUGCACCCUCCGCCCGGGCCCCUGCCCACAGACAUCAACUCACUGCCCUGGCUGGCUAAGAGCGCCACACCGCCCCUGUCAGUGGCCGAGUUGAUGGCGCACACGCAGGCAGCCGCGCCGCCCGAGAGCUGAGGACAGCUGCUGCUGCUGAAGCCCAGGCCUAGGUUGGUCCGUUGGUGCGCAGCGUCACUGGCGCAGCGGCUAAGAGGGCGGACGGGCGGCAGCGUGCCGGCCAGCGGGUGGCGUGUGGCGAGUGUGCGGCAGCAGCGGAAGCGCUCAGGAGCGCGCGGCCAGGCACUGCAGCGGCACUGUGGCGUCAAUAGACUCAAGGCCUUUAGGCCUUUUGUAGCAGUAGUAGCAGUACAACCAGUGACGGGACCCGACGUAGCAGGUGUUAAGACUUGGGCCGGACACACGAACAAUUCGGAGCUGCGCGAGGUGGCUGCGCAGCCGUCGUGGCUGGCCGGCGCCUGGGGCCUCGCUUCUCUUGCGGCAGGGAGUCCGUAUGUUCUCAGUUCAGGGGGUUAUGGGAUGUAUGUGCAGCUUUCCUGAACAACGACCGGGCCGGACCACACAGACUGGUGUCUUGCCAGAGUCCAUGGACACACAACGCAUGGCCGGGCUGUACGGCUUACGCUGCUAUGCGGGUGCGCAUGUAGCUCAAUUGUGGAGGACGAAACGAAGUUCCAGCAUGAGACGAGUCCAAGGGUGAGUUUCGGCCAGAGUACCAAAGAGGUGUGUAGGCACGCACGUGCAUCGCUUGUACGUGCGUGUGCGUAACGUGUGUGUUUGUGUCAACGGGCUUACACGUGACUGCAUGGGGUGCGCGACCGGCGGCAUGCGGAAACCGCGAGUAUUGGUUUGUUGAUUGUGUGACAUUCUCAGACAUUUUACUCCUUGGGCUGCUAUGCGUUUGCCGAGGUGGAACGGGCGAUGGAAAGGGGCGAUGCCAUCAUGCCACCGGCGUGUCGAGCCCCAGCUUUUGAAGAUAUUGACUUCUGACAAUCGACGGACGGUGCGGUUCUGACUGUAGAAGCAUUGAACGGGGCUUUGGGAUCUCGAGUUGGCGAAGAGUACGCAAGGGAAAUCAUUAUCGUUGCAAGGACGUGCAAGCGCCAUCUGCGGGACAGGAUACCUUGCGAGUGUCAGGACGUGGCGCGGUGCAGCCAAUGGUGGCGGAUUGCGAUGUGCUAGGGUGCAGCAGCAAGGCGGCUGCCGGCCCUGUGUGUGUAUGCUCGUUGAGGUGUGUGGAGGUGCAGCUGAGGUGCGGGAGAGAAAUGGCAGGUUCGCGCACGUGCAGGGUGCUGCGAGGCAACUGGCGUGUGCGUGUUGCACACACAGCGCCGCACACACCGUCCGGAGCGCAGCAGCCAGAGUGGCGAGGGUGGCGGGAGGACGACAAGACCCAACUCGUGAGCUCCAUUAGUCUGCAUAUAUGUCAUCAUGUUAUGGUAACAGUGUACGCGGUAUGGUGACCGGUGACGGAAUCCGACAAUGCUCGCAUCUUCAUUCGGCUGGCGAGCCACGACACAUGUGCGGGUCGCAGCCAGGGCCGUGAUGUGAGGAGCUAAAUGGGUUGAUCCUGUCUCGGCGCGAGCCCUCUUUCACCGUGCUGAGUGGUCGUCUGUUCUAGGCGCAAACCAGACACAUUGCUUCGGCAUGUGGGGACAGCGCUGCGUUGGCGAGAGCCACGGAUGGCUCUGAUACCGUGGGGGCAUGUCGCACCCGCGGAGGGCACUGUAUGGGUGGGCGGCUAUACCGGGCGCCUGCUGUUGAGCUGGUACCUAUCUACACACGUGGGCGGCCACGUGCACGUACCGUAGUCGCUAUUGCCACUCACGCUGUUUCAGUUACUGUGCCUGUGAAGCAUUGGAGGUAUCCUUGCAAGCCAGGGGGCACCUAGCCAAGCGGGCAACACGGCGCUGAUGAUGACCCCGCACGCAAGACACCGAUCCUCCCACUCGUAUAAUCUCCCACUGUGGUAGUAAAGAGCACUCGUGUAUGCAAGGGACCAGGGUGCCAGCACCCCUGCAAGGGUCGCCACACAUAGCCGGCCAGGAGCGCCCGCGGGCGGGCUUGCAGAACAGUCAAUCUAACACGCAGACACGCCCCGCACGACAUACCAAUGAUACCAUGUGAUGAUUCCAUGAUGAAUGAUGAUUGUCGUAACGACUCCAGCGCACUGCUCGUCUCCGCCCCACACUCCAACAAAGCAUAGAGAAAUCGAUUAGCUAGGUCGACCAGGGGGGGGGGGUAGAAUCUUCCGAAGCAGACCCCAUGCCUCAAAUGGAUAGAGCUCAACGAGAAAAUCACGAAUCCGCUUUCAAAAUUGAAAAUGGGUUUCUGGAUGCAAAGUUAUGGCCCCUCAAAGUUGUCGGUCGGUCGGUCGGUCUGGGGUCCCACGAAGUUUUGCACAGGUUCGUGCCAAGUUUUGUUCCUAGCGCUUCUGUCCUGCAACACGCGGCGCAAUGGGUGCAGCUCCACGAUGCGUGCGUAGGUAUACCCCAGGCUCAGCACACGUGCAUAGUUUGGGGCAGUUUGGGGAGCGGCAUGUCGGCAUCUCGGGAGAUGCCUGGGGAACUGGUCAGGGACAAGCCGGUGCCGGCCGGGUUUUGCAUGGUGAACGUGUCAGCACAUUUCACACUAUCAAGUAACAUCGGAAUAAGCCGUUGCAUAGCAGGCCAGUCUAUCAGGAUACUUGUCGGCAGACGGUUGGACAGGUCUACAUGUCCACAUGUCGGUCGGCCAAAGUGUGUUCCCAAGGCGGAUCAUUUUACAUAGCGAUA